AAACUCCUUCCUCUAGUAACUUUCUUCUAGGGUAAACAAAUAUUUCCAGUACUGGCGGUGAAUAACGGAACGCACAAGUCAGCUUACGUCGUGAUAAUUUGUUCUAUUAGUGGAUGUAAAUUCAACAAAAGAAGAGGAAGAAGAAUCUGUGCGCGUGGCUGUGUUAAUUACUUUCGUUAUUCUAUAUCGUAGUGUGUAUUGUUUUCAUAUUCUCUCACUGCAAACAUUUAUGGAGAAUAAAAUGUCAGACUCGGACAUGGUAAUUGAUGAGAAAGAUUCUUCAGAUUUAUUCACGAAUGUAAAAUCACCAACAAACCUAAGUACUGACAUUGCCAAUUCAGAUUCAGAUUCUAUGUCUGUUUAUAUUAACGAACCAGAACUCUCUGAUGACACACCUGAAUGGAAGGGUAUGAGCAUGAAUGAUAUACGUAAAGGUUUUGGCACAUAUGAAUAUCAAGAACAUCCACCAAUUGUUCCAGCUGCUAAGCAUACAGUUUUGUUUAGGUUACCAUUGUCUAUGCAUGAACCACCCAAGCCUUAUCCGACACAUAAAAUAGACAAGUGGAGCCAUGGAUAUGUACGAUUGCCAUGUUCUGCUCAUUGUUUUUAUCCUGUAGAUCAGAAUUUAUCAUUAAAAUCGCGAUUUUUGGAGUAUAAAAGAAAGAAUACUAGAUUGAUGAGAUACUUAAGAGAUAUGAUAAGAUACUUAGACUGCAUAUUUCAGAGAAGUGGAGAUCGUAGCUGUCGAAAUAGAUGGGAUAUGAUCCAGGAAGCUUUGCUGAGAAACAUUCUCUCCAGUCAGCAAUUGGAAAGUGCUAUACUUUUUUAUAAUCAAAUAUAUGCACAACGUUGGAAUUUUACAGCUCUCCAUCACUUUUUUUCAGAGGUCUUGGACUCGGAAGAAACGGCCGUUUUCUUUAAAACUUUAAUGCCAAAAAUGGUUCAGCUUGCUCUGCAACUUCCUAUGUUGUUAACUGGUGCAAUACCUCUUCUGAAACGUCACACUAAUGGCUCUAUUAGUUUAAGCCAAUUGCAAGUAGCUUCGCUACUAGCAAAUGCAUUUUUUUGUACAUUUCCUAGACGCAAUUCCAGUAAUCCACAAUCGGAAUAUGCAACGUAUCCAUAUAUUAAUUUUAAUAGAUUAUUUGCCUCUUAUAAGGAAAACGCUUUCGAGGAAAAAUAUAAUCAAUCAGUGAUGGAAAAAAUUAAGUGUCUUCUUCAUUAUUUUAGGAGAGUCACAACUAAGGCACCUGAAGGUGUAAUAACAAUCGAACGGCGUUACAUUCCAUGUGAAAAUUGUCCGAAAUGGAACUUACAGGAUCAAAAAUUGCCACCACUGCAUAUAACAAGUAAAGGAACUAUUGAAAAUGAAGGAGCUGGACUGCUUCAAGUGGACUUUGCAAACAAAUAUGUAGGCGGAGGUGUGCUAAGCUUAGGAUGCGUACAAGAGGAAAUACGAUUUGUUAUAUGUCCAGAACUUAUGAUCACUAUGUUAGUUACGGAAGAAUUAGAUGACACAGAGGCCCUUAUCGUCAGUGGUAUUGAGCGAUACAGUAAAUAUGAAGGAUAUAGUAAUACCUUUAAAUGGAAAGGAGAUUUCGUUGAUGAGACACCAAGGGACGAUAGUUAUAGACGUAUGACGUCAAUCGUUGCCAUUGAUGCCCUUUAUUUUAGGCAACCUUCGUUACAAUUCAAAAUCGACAAUAUAACUCGCGAACUCAAUAAGGCUUAUGUUGGAUUCGUCGGAUCUGAUAUUUAUAAGAAUAAUCUAUCAGCUAUUGCAACGGGAAAUUGGGGAUGCGGAGCAUUUCGUGGAAAUCCGAAAUUAAAAGUAUUGAUACAAUUAAUGGCUGCUGCAGUUGCAGAUCGACCUAUGGUUUAUUUUACUUUUGGAGAUACAAAGUUGAGAGAUGAUGUGGCAGCAAUGUAUGCACAUCUAGUUCAGCAUGAUAUUGAUAUAGCGCGACUUUAUUCAAUGCUAUCAGAAUAUCAUCAAGAAUCUGCAUCAAGUGACCAUUCGGAUUUUUAUUGUUUCUUGUACAACAAAAGCAGGAUAAAGCCGUUGAGCAAAUACUUUCCGACAAAGAGUAAAAAUUCGUUGACCAAUAUUUUUGCCAAAAAUUCGAAAGUCACGUUAUCUCAAAGAAGCAAAAAUGUGGCAUUGAAUAAAGAAGUUAACAAACAUAUUUGUGAAAUGACAGAAGAGGAAAAGAUAAUAAAUUGGUUGGAAAGUUGCGAUGACGAUAACGACGAUAAUGCUAAACGUGAUACAAAGGACAUGUGUAAUGAGAAAAUUAAAAAUAAUCUGAAAGAAGCGAACAAUGUUAAUGAAAGUAGUAAUUUAAAUUUUGUAGAGAAACAUUUUGUAGAUAAUUCUAUUGCAGAGAACAAAAAUCAGGAAGAUAAAGUAUUUUAUAAAUUAAGCAAAGAUGUGAAUUUUUCAAGUUUGAAAGAGACUAAUAUUCCACAUUCUAUCGACGAUCGAGACAAAUCAAGGAAUAUAAAAUCCGAGCUAGAAUCGGCAAAAUUAAACGGAAGUGAAUCUAUUGAAAUUUUAAAAACCUCUUUUAUUUUGGAAUCCCAUAAACAAAAAUCAUUUGCGAAAAAGAGUGGUCAAAGAAAUAUCUCGGACGAUCCAGAUACAUCAAAGAAGAUUAAACCCGAAUUAUCGUUGGAAUCGUCAGAAUUAAACGACACCGAAUCUAUUAAAAUCUUAAAAGACUGUUUUGUUCCUGAAUCGCAAAAACAAAAAUCACUUCCAAGGAAGAGCGGUCAAACAAAGAUCUCGGACUUUUUUCAACGAAUAUCAUGAAUAAUAUCGAACAAUCAUUUUUUCAACAGAAUACUAGUUUGCUCUUGCAGAUUUUUUUAUUUACAAUUGUCAACGUUCUUUGUAUAUUUCUGAAUUUUGAAAAUGUAAAUAAAAUUCUGUGUAAAAUGA
Messenger RNA from Nylanderia fulva, 2941 nucleotides. Its product is annotated as poly(ADP-ribose) glycohydrolase. Gene Ontology annotation, cellular component: cytoplasm; nucleus. Gene Ontology annotation, molecular function: poly(ADP-ribose) glycohydrolase activity. NCBI's taxonomy places the organism in Eukaryota, Metazoa, Arthropoda, Insecta, Hymenoptera, Formicidae. Gene Ontology annotation, biological process: regulation of DNA repair; nucleotide-sugar metabolic process; carbohydrate metabolic process. The record is from RefSeq and is a predicted model, not a curated record.